Molecule: messenger RNA, 2799 nt
Organism: Psilocybe cubensis
Lineage: Eukaryota; Fungi; Basidiomycota; Agaricomycetes; Agaricales; Agrocybaceae
Exons: 18
Coding region: 1-2799 (932 amino acids)
Biological process (GO): secondary metabolic process
Molecular function (GO): CoA-ligase activity
Source: RefSeq, a predicted model, not a curated record
AUGCAUAUGUUUCCACUUCCCAAAGGAGGAAAGGAAUAUGACUUGACAAUCCCCCAGUUCAUUCUUCGAGGCAGCGGGACCAACGAGUUACCUCGACCUGCGAGGCCAAGCAAUGUCCCUUUCUUCAUUGAGGACCGUACUGGCCGUGGGGUUGUUUAUGAGGAGGCUCACUAUCGUACAUACGGCCUUGCGAACGCUUUAAGUUUAAAGUGGAACAUUGGCCCGCAAGAUGUUGAUUACGCAACCAUCAUUUGGGCGGUUCACGCACUGGGAGGUAUAAUAACCCCAGCGAACCCGGCAUAUACAGCAGAAGAGCUUGCAUAUCAACUAUCUUUAACGAAAGCAAAGCUUAUUGCCGUUCAUCCUGAACAUCUUAAUGCUGCUUUGGCUGCUGCGCAGUCCUGCGGUCUUUCUGAAGCAUCGUUCUUUGUUUUGGGCCCGAGUGAAAAACCGGAAAUACCAACAAUUGAUGAGCUUGUCACCUUUGGCGCCAGUCGCGGCGAAAAUUAUAGGGCCAUCCGACUCAAGCCGGGAGAGGCAUCGAGAACUAUCGCCUUUCUGUCCUUUUCUAGUGGAACAACAGCCAUUUCGCACUACGGUGUCAUUGCAAAUAUAAUCCAGAUGGCUACCCACUACAGAAUAAAUGAUCCAACAUGGCCAUCCAAAUAUGUGUCUCCAGGUGAUGUGGUUUUAGGAAAUAUCUAUGGACUUGUUGUUAUAGGAUCUAUUGUUGUCAUCCCUAAAUUUAAUUUCUUCGACUUCUUAGAGAGCAUAGAAAGACACAGGAUCACACACUUGUACCUUGUACCUCCUCAGAUCGUCCUUUUCUGCAAACACCCAGCGGCCAAAGGACGCGACUUCAGCUAUGUCAAGUUUUGUUUAUCCGGGGCAGCCCCUUUGAGCGGAGAGCUCAUGUCGCAAGUAUCGAAAGUUUUUCCCAACGCUGUCAUCGGCCAAGGAUAUGGUCUUACGGAAACCUCUACUACCAUUUGCUCUAUCCGUCAUGAUCGCAAACUGGGUACAGUUGGCAGUGCCGGAGAAUUGAUUCCUGGUAUCACCGCAAAGGUCGUAAAGCCAGACGGAACGUAUGCCAAGGAAGGAGAACAAGGUGAACUGGUGGUGAAGGGACCCAACAUGGCCAUGGGGUAUUACAAUAAUCCCACAGCCACGGCUGAGACGUUUGUGGACGGUUGGGUCCGGACAGGCGAUGAAGUCAUCAUAAAGGAACUUGAGGUCUUCAUCGUUGAUCGAUUAAAGGAAAUUUUGAAAGUACGCGGCUUCCAGGUGGCACCAGCUGAGCUUGAAGGACAUCUCCUACUUCAUCCUGAUGUCGCCGAUGCAUGCGUAGUAGGAAUUCCAGACGAAUACAGUGGCGAAAUACCCCUUGCUUAUGUUGUCCCUUCUGUCGAUGCCCUCAAACGCAUGGAAAAUAACGAAAAUGCCGCAGAAGAGCUGAAGAAAGAAAUCCAGAGGCAUGUCUCUGCUGCCAAAGUUCAGUAUAAAUGGCUUUCUGGAGGCGUAGAGUUCAUUGACGCCAUCCCAAAGAAUCCGUCAGGCUUCACGGAAAUCCUUGCUGUUCAGUGGAGUCACAAUAGACUCAGUAGUCCUAGUUUAAAAUACGAUGCUGUUGCAGUGCAAUCGAAUACUGUUAAUGUGGAUGCAAUAAGUGAUGAAGCAGAGCAGCUCCAUUCUGGUCUUGUCCUUGUUUUUAUCGUAUCUAUGAAGUUUAGACGGUCUGUUCAGCAGCCCAAAUAUGUGGAAGAGCCAAAGUCUAUUGCGCCUGCUCUGUUGUCAGAUCCAGCUUUCUCACCUGACCCGCAUCUGAACCCUUAUUAUGUUCUCAAUGGAGAACCUGCUGAGCCGCCAGUGGGCCACCCAUCUCUAAAAGCCAAAAAUCGAAGGCGACACUCGGAUUUCGCACAACCAAUUUUGGCCUCUGAUUCCUUCGAUUUCGACCUUAUACCUCCCCCCAACUCUCCAGUUGCACCGAGUCCUGUUCCAAAGGUUGCUCACUUUCCCUUUCCCUCCCACAACCCACCGCCUGUGGCAGCAGUGACACCGCCUACUACUCAACCACCCGUUGCAGCACACACUCGAGCUUCUGUGGCCUUUGCCACAGUUACUUUGCCUAAGGAACACAAGAAGCGACGCAUGCCGUUUCUAUCUCGUCUCAAAUCGUCUGUAGUGUCCGUAGACUCCCCUGCUGCCGUACCGACGCGGAAUGCCCGGGCAGAGGAUGAUGUCACCCAACAAACACGGCCCGUCCUCGCACCCCGCAAUGCCUCAGAGCCACCCAAAUCCUCGACGAGGACAAGGCCAGGGUAUCCUAUGCGAAGUAUGACCGUUUCUGGAGCUAGCACUCCAACAGCUAGAAGUGUGGGCAAAUCAAUAGCACCGAGUCAGAUAUCUAUCGCCCGCACCAAUGACUUGGACAGAAUUGAUGAGCUCGAUGAUACAAAUCCCUGGGGGAUUUCUCUACACCAUAAAGGUCCUUAUGAAGCAGCCACUCAAGCCUUGAAAAGUUCCAAUUCUUCUGCCAUUUGGGGGACGGGGACCAGUGCAUUUAGUGAUUAUCCUCGCCAGGCUUUGCAUGCUCAUGGAAAUGUAAGCAUUUAUCUCGUUGUUCGGGUUUACAUCCUUCUCAUCGUUUCCACUACAGCUUUACGUUCCACCACAAGUACCUACAGGUGUGUCAUUGAACCUCUCGCCAGGUCAAAUACUUCCCCGGAACUUCGAUAUUUCUCCGCAAGCGCAAUAUCCGCGCCCACAAGCAGCUGCUUCUGGACUACCAUUGAAUAG